AUGGAAUGCAAUACAUAUGAUAAAUACUCGCGAAAAGAAAGAUUUACGUCGAAUCCUAUCGCUCCCAAGCGUCCGUGUGGUGGCUUAUACGGCUUUAUUUCACCUUUCAUAAAAGCCGUAGUAAAAGAUUUCAGACUUACAAAAGAUCAAUUACCGUCGAAAAAUGAAGCAAUUAUUCCAAUGAUCGUCGAAAAAGCUGCUUUGGGUAUUAUUGAAGAGGGAAAGGAGAUCGGAAAACAAGAUGAUGCUGAAAAAAUAGUAAAGACAUUAUUAGCUGGAUUUAAACAAGAUCUGGAAAAUUCAUCAAAACCAAUUUUACAACUUGAAUGUGAUGGUGAUGCAUCAGAAUCGGCACUACUGAAAUGGACAGAAUUAUCGGUAGAAAAUAUUCAGAUUGAUAAUGUCAGUCAAUCGUAUAGAAAAUUUAGUGAAAUUUCAUUUAAUUCCACAAAUAAAUAUCAAUUAUCCAUACAUGAAAUUCCUGCUAUCCAUCAAUCAGAAGAUAUUCAUUCUUGUUAUUUACUAGUUAUGAAAGGUGCACCGGAAAGAAUUCUUGAAAAAUGUUCAACUAUUCUUAUUAAUGGAGAAGAUAUGGAAAUGAAUUGUUGAUGUCAACGGCAAGGUGAAAUUAUUGUCGUGACUGGAAGUGAUCCAAAUGAUUCACCUGCAUUACAAAAAGCUGAUAUUGGUGUAGCAUUGAAUAUUACUGAUUUUGAUGUUAACAAACAAGCAGCUGAUAUGUUAUUAUUAGAUGAUAGUUUUGCUUCAAUUAUUACAGGUGUUGAAGAAGGUCGUUUAUUAUUUGAGAAUUUAAAAAAAUCAAUUGCAUAUACAUUAACAUCGAAUAUUCCUCAAAUAAUUCCAUUUUUAAUCUAUCUAGUAACAGAUACUCCACUCGCUUUAGGGACCAUAGCUAUUCUUUGUAUUGAUUUGAGUACAGAUAUUAUUCCAGCAAUAACAUUGGCUUAUGAAAAAGCUGAAAAUGAUAUUAUGAAAAAAAAAUGA
Molecule: messenger RNA, 1005 nt
Organism: Rotaria sp. Silwood2
Lineage: Eukaryota; Metazoa; Rotifera; Eurotatoria; Philodinida; Philodinidae
Source: the annotation of a GenBank genome assembly